Molecule: messenger RNA, 2637 nt
Organism: Pogona vitticeps (central bearded dragon)
Lineage: Eukaryota; Metazoa; Chordata; Lepidosauria; Squamata; Agamidae
Source: RefSeq, a predicted model, not a curated record
GUCGCGGUGGGCGUAUCUACCACGACGACGCGCCCCGCUCCCUCGCUGAAUAUUGAUGAGACGUCUCGCGGAGCGUGUUGUCGUGAAGCGUGGCGCGCCGCCGGAUUGGACAAGGCUGUGUGUGCGUCGUGACGCGCGUCGCGGCGGUGCGGGUCCCGAUUGCUGCAGCCGCUUGUCAGUGUGACGAAGAUUGGCACCCAGUCUUAGAAUUCCAGUCCAUGAGACCAGCAAGACCUCUCAGACAAUGCAAAGGAGUUGAAAAAUCAGAAACCAGGGAGCACUCCAAAGAGCUGGAAUAGAUUUAACAAAUGAAAUGGCUUCAUGGAAUCUAUUCAGAUAAAAGAAGAGAGAAGAGAUAAUUUACUGAAAUUUUGAACUAAGAUAUGAUGGUUUGACUUUCUGAGAACUCUCAGUAACCAUGAUGGCAACGCAGACAUUAAGUAUAGACAACUAUCAAGAUGGACAACAACAGAUGCAAGUAGUACCAGAGUUGAAAACUGAGCAGGAUCCAAACUGCUUGGAAGCAGAUGCGGGAGGAUUGAGUCCUUCACCAGUAGAGACCCAAACACCGAUGGAUGCGGACAAGCAGGCCAUUUACAGACAUCCACUGUUCCCCUUAUUAGCACUGUUAUUUGAAAAAUGUGAACAAUCUACGCAGGGUUCAGAAGGCACAACAUCUGCAAGUUUUGAUGUAGAUAUUGAAAACUUUGUUAGAAAACAGGAGAAGGAAGGAAAACCAUUUUUUUGUGAAGAUCCAGAAACUGAUAAUUUAAUGGUUAAGGCAAUUCAGGUUCUAAGAAUUCAUCUGCUUGAGCUAGAAAAAGUCAAUGAGCUCUGUAAGGAUUUCUGUAGUCGCUAUAUUGCAUGUCUGAAAACAAAAAUGAACAGUGAAACUCUGCUAAGCGGAGAAUCUGGAAGCCCUUAUUCACCUAUACAACCCCAGUCCAGCAACUUUAAACAUGAUAAAGAUAGCUUGGAUUUGCUGGAGCAGCUGUCUUCAUGGAAAGAGUCACCUGAAAAUCCAAUUCAAAGUGCCAUCACAGGUACAUUAAGUCCCCAGGGCAUUGUGGUACCUGCAUCAGCAUUGCAGCAGGGAAAUGUAACUAUGGCAACUGUUGCAGGUGGGGCGGUAUAUCAGCCAGUGACGGUGGUCACACCUCAAGGUCAAGUAGUGACACAGGCAUUGUCCCCUGGAACCAUCAGGAUCCAGAAUUCACAGCUCCAGUUACAGUUAAAUCAGGAUUUAAGCAUCUUGCAUCAAGAUGAUGGCUCAUCAAAAAAUAAAAGAGGAGUUCUUCCAAAGCAUGCCACCAAUGUGAUGAGGUCUUGGCUUUUCCAGCACAUAGGGCAUCCAUAUCCAACAGAGGAUGAGAAAAAACAGAUAGCAGCACAAACAAAUCUUACUUUACUCCAAGUUAACAAUUGGUUUAUCAAUGCUAGAAGGCGAAUUCUCCAGCCAAUGUUGGAUUCCAGCUGUUCUGAAACUCCAAAAACAAAGAAGAAAACAGCUCAAAACCGACCAGUUCAAAGGUUCUGGCCAGACUCCAUUGCAUCAGGAGUAGCUCAGCACCAAUCAAAUGAACUGACCAUGUCAGAUGGAGCAGUUGUAACAAUUACAGCUCCAGUCAACAUGAAUGUAGACAGUUUGCAAUCUCUUUCAUCUGAUGGUACUACUUUGGCUGUUCAACACGUCAUGAUGGCAGGGCAGAGUGAGGAUGAAUCUGUGGACAGCACUGAAGACGAUGGAGCAGACCUCUCAACUACAAACAUCAGUGGGCUGGUCUUGGAUAACAGUGAUUCUCUGCAGUAGGAAGCAAGAGAAUGUGACCUUAAAUAUUUAGGAAAAUUAAAGGACUGACAGACUUUUUAUAGUUUGCACAGCAAACAAUUUUACACAUGUUUUAUUUCUAAUAUGUUUUAUAUGUAGAUAUAGAAGAGUGCACUUUUUGUAUUUCAUAGUAAGCUUAAAGAGUGUCUUUGCAGGUGCAGCAACUUCUUUCAAAUGUGUUGUUUUCGGUUUUAAUUUUGAAAAUCUAGUAAUUUAAGGGGGGAAUCAUCACCCCAUUAUUUUCUUAGGGUAACUUUCUCACUCACAAAAUUGAUCCCAGAUUGACCUGAUAAGGGAAUGGGGAUGAUGGGAUUGCAGUCGUGGGGAAAUAUGGUGGAUGUCUGGUGGGGAAGUUCAACAUGGGCUUAAACAUACCACUGCCACAGAGUCACCAUCUUAUUCACUGUUUGCUGUUCUGUAGUGUUAAAUCUGCUGCAGUUUUGUGACAUAUGAAACUGCCCUUUGGGGAGAAUUGAAGUAUUUCUAUCUCCUUGAGAGUUAUGCAGUGUCAUCUAGUCCUGUUGCUUUAAGAUUAGUCUUGGUGGUUUAACAAUAUAAAUGUGAAGCAUGUCAAACUAGUAUAUGGAAUUUGUUUAUACAGUUAGCCAUGUAGAUUUGAAAGAUGCUUCUGCACCUUAAAAAACCCAGCCAGUCUGAAUUGAGCAAUGAAACACACAAAACAAAUUGAAGAUGUGUGAUUGAGAAAUGAAUGUAUGACAUUUUAAGGGAACUUAAUUGCUCAUAAAGUUUUUAGAUGGGAACUGCCAGAUUCCCCCUGUACCUGUUUAAAUUUGCAUUUGACACACUCA